Molecule: messenger RNA, 2074 nt
Organism: Impatiens glandulifera
Lineage: Eukaryota; Viridiplantae; Streptophyta; Magnoliopsida; Ericales; Balsaminaceae
Exons: 6
Coding region: 90-1463 (457 amino acids)
Source: RefSeq, a predicted model, not a curated record
CUCCACCACGGCCGUCCAUAUAGCCACUGCUCUCUCUCUCUCUCUCUCUUCCACAGAGUCAACUCGGUGAGAAGAGAAUUUACAGGAAAAUGGCGACAUCGUCUUUCAAAUCAACAACCUCACGAAGAGGAACAACAACAAGAACAAGAACAGAGAGCAACCACAAUCCCAAAUCAUCUGAUGAAAAGAACGCGUCCACCGCAAACACAAAGAAAAAACCUCCGCCCCGGCGUUCCCAAAGCGUCAGCGCCAUUUCCAGAACCAAGCAGCUAGACCUCUCAUCGGAAUUCCUCAAUAAAAUAGACAAUCCCCUCUUCUCUACCGGAUAUGAUAAUGAAGAAGUUGAGCAAAACUCUAAUUUCCACCCCAAAACUCCUGUUGCAUGUAAUCCCUCCCAGAGAGGUCGAUCAUCCACUAGGAAUGCAGAUCUAUUCAGUAACAAAAAUGAGGAGAAGAAGGAAACGGUUGGGCGACGCCAUCGAUCCGUGUCAAGAACCCGUUCAAUUUCAUCCAACGAGUCACCAGUGGAAGGAAUACCCAUUUGGGAAGAUGCAAUAUCUGUAGCUUCUCUAUCAGAAAUUGAAGAGAAAACUAUAAAUGCUGUUUGGGAACAAACCAUGUCUCUUGCAGUUGAUGAUUCCAGAGAUUACAUGUCAAAUGAUGAAAUAGACAUGACCAAUCCUGUGCCUAUUGAUGAUGAUGUGAUUCUUGUGGAUGUUAGAAGUGAUUAUGCUAGAAAGCUUAAUGAGUGCCAUGAACGGGCUAGAAGACUUCGAGCAGACUUAGCUGCAGAAGAGAAUCAUGAACAUGAAUUGGGUAGAAUUCUAAAAGAUAUUCUUUCGGAGCCAAUCACAAUUACCACAAAUGUUAAGUCGUCUCCUACAGAAAGAAAAAAAAGCAGUGAACGAAGAAGGAUGUCAAGAAGAUUGGCUGAAGAAGCAAUGACUUACUUUGAUGAGUGUGUUUCCAUAUCAACUUUCGACAGUUCUGAUUUCUCAGCAGCAGAGGAUGCAACAAGUGUCUCCGCCUCCAACUACCCAGUCAGUCGCUUCAGUGAUAGACAGGGAUCAUUGAUGUUUGAUCAGCCAACACAUAAUCCUCUCGAGUCAGAUUUAGUAGCUAGUAGCAGCACCAAGUCUUGUUUAGACCAAAGUGGAUGCAAAAUUACAGAAUUGGGUAUGAAAUUUCAGUUCUCCUCUGACCAGAAGAAGUUGGCUGAUAAUUAUUCAGACCAACCGAACAUUAGAAAUGAUUCGAAAGAUAUGGGAAAAUACUUUGUGGGGGAUGACAUGGAAAAGAGAAGAUCAAGUUGCUUCAACAUAGAUGAUUAUAAAUUGUGUAGUCUUGCUGAAGAACUUCUGUAUGAGAGAGUCUUACAUAGGAAUAGAAUCGAGUCUGGUAAUUUGCAUCUUUGUGGUGGUGGGGGUAUGACCACCUUACAUUCUUUUUCAUCUUUGAUUUGAAAAUGGCAAAUCAAUCAUUUAUUGUAAAUUCUGCUUCAAUCGCAUCUGUAAAACGAGAUACUUACUGUUUGCCAAGAGUUUAUGGAUACAGUUUUAUAUACCUUUUGUAUGAAAGGUCUGGAGAUCUGAAUAUGGCCGGACUAACUUCAUAGUUUAUACACUCCGUUUCUAAAGAGAAUCUUGUCUGGAUUCGCACCCAUAUGAGAAAACGGGCUGAAUAGUAUUUUUAAAUGAAGCAACUCCCAAUUUUAGCACUUUAUGUCAUUUGAUAUUCUAAAACUUGUCAUGUUCCUACUUGAGACAUUUUUAAAAGUUCUGUAACACAAGUUCUGCAAACAAAAUGGGCUUUUGGGGGCAGUUUAGCUAGUAAAAUGAACUUCUCUACUAUAAAAGCAGAUAAAAUCUAUCUAGAUUAUGAAGAUUGGUUUUAUUUAGUAUUCCUUGAGCUUAUUUUUAUGUGGCAUGUGUAUAGACUAUAGAGUUGUAAUCAUGUUCCCUCUUAAUAAAAUAAAUUACUUUCUGUCUCUACAAGAACUCUGCAGGAUUUGUAACUCAAAGUAGAGAAACAUGUCAACAACUGAUGUGUUUCUAAUCUCAAAAUAUGCUAGAUA